Messenger RNA from Cooperia oncophora, 321 nucleotides. Lineage: Eukaryota; Metazoa; Nematoda; Chromadorea; Rhabditida; Trichostrongylidae. The record is from the annotation of a GenBank genome assembly.
AUGCCAUGGGGAAACCAUAAACCAAUGGCUGACGUUCCUGGACUGUGGGAAAAUGUGGACGCGCGGAUAGAGAGAAGCAAUUCUAUCAUGAAAGUGGCAAUCAUGUUGGACGAGUUGCUAAAAGCAGCAAGAAGGAUUGGUGACGGUAAAGAUGACGAGGUAUCCUCAAUAGCGAUGGAAGCACUCGAGCAUAUGCAAAGCAUGUUGGACAGGGUACACGACCACCAUAAGUCAGAGUAUACGAAGAAUGAGUUGGACACUUGCUGGGAAAAUUGGAGGAAAUUGUCCAUUGAAAAGGUAAGCUGUUUCAUUGUUGUAUAG